Molecule: messenger RNA, 2158 nt
Organism: Micropterus dolomieu (smallmouth bass)
Lineage: Eukaryota; Metazoa; Chordata; Actinopteri; Centrarchiformes; Centrarchidae
Product: leucine-rich repeat-containing protein 43-like
Exons: 12
Coding region: 137-1969 (610 amino acids)
Molecular function (GO): protein binding
Source: RefSeq, a predicted model, not a curated record
ACCGACAACCGUUUGUAAACAAUAAACACUAGGGGCCUUUUCCUGAAAGACUGACCAAAGGCAAACUGACCUAGCCGUAGCUACUGUGUUUCUCUUCUAUGUUACAAAUGUCACACAGCAAUUACUGUUGACAGGCAUGAGCUCGAAAACACUUUCUGCUGUGUUAGAGAAGAAGAUUCGUCGCCUGUGUCUGAAUGUCUUUCCUUGUGGAUAUGGCAGCUGGAGAAAGACCAAAGGCAGUACAGAGGGGGGAGAGACAGAGGAGACAGACUCCCUCCUGGACCUACUGAGCUGCCCUCACUCUCCAUGGCGGCAUGAUGAAUCGUGGAGCCCCCAAGCUCUGCCCCUGAGAGAGCUGGCUGUGCUCACACCUGAACAUCUGCACUCUGACUUCAUUUACAAAUACUUUAUUGCACUUCGCAUUGUGGACAAGGGUGUAACAGUAAUCGACAACGGCCUGUUAAAGUUCUCAAAGCUGGAGGAAUUGGUGCUGAGCGCCAACCACAUCUCAGAAAUCCCUGCAGAAUGCCUUCCUAGUACGUUGAAAAUUUUGGAGCUACGUGCAAACCGGUUAUCUGGUCUGAACAGUUUUACCAGCCCUCCGCCUCCUCGCCUACAGUACCUCGGCCUUGGCUCAAACUGUUUAGGUUCCCACAAAGACGUCUCUCAUCUUACAGGAAGACACUGGCCACAGCUGGUGUGUCUGGACCUGAGGGACUGUGAGUUUCAGGACCAGCGGGCCCUGCUGAACGCCUUGAGCACGCUACCCUGCCUCAAGACACUGGUGCUGGAGGGAAACCCCUUCACUCUUGCCUCCUGCUACCCAGGCUUCACUGUGGACAGUCUCCCACACCUCACAUGCCUGGAUGCCUCGUGGAUCUCCCCUGAGGAAAGACGCUGUUUCAGGGGCUUGGCCAAGAUGACAGAUCUGAUAGUGGACCAGGCAUCAACCACAGUGUGUGUGGGCAGGAUGAGGGGAAUCCCAGACCCGUUGAUUAGUGCGGAUGGAAACGCUCCUGACUUUCCUGUUGUCACCUAUAGCUAUUUCAUCACAUACGAAUUCCUUAGUCAUCAAACAUCUGUUUACCUGACAUUUGACAGUGAGUCUAAAUUUGACGCAGCAGCUACAGCUCAUGUGAUGGAGGACAGCUCCAGUGACGCUGACCUACGAUCAAACAGGAAUUGUGAAAAAGAAACAUCCAAACCAGACACAAAAGGCUUGAUGGUGUACACUGAGGAAACGUGCCAUGACAUUACACUUGUGUCAAAACACAGCACAUCAAAGCUGACAUGGUCAGAGUGCAUGGACUUCAGUGACACACAAACGUACAUUGUUAGUGAUCUGGGAGGCUUAAAGAGAUUCCUCAAUCAAGGCCUUUAUCUGAGGAUAGAGGAGGAAAAGGUCCUGUCAUGGCCUGCAGCUUCCGAUGACGUCACCGUGGCCAAACCCAGCCAAACUGUAAAAGAGAAGAAAGUCGGGAAAGGAAAAGAAUCUCCAAUCAAAUCUGGUUCCACCAAAGAGAAGUCUAAAGACAAAAAGAAGAAAUCUGUACCAGAGAUGGUCCAGGACGCCCCUAUAAGAAGAAUCCUCGGCUCUGUGCAUGUCCCCCUGCAAAGCCUGAUCAAAAGCGGUCAAAAGGUUGAUGUUCUCUGUGACCUUGGUGUUCUGCACACAGAGACGGAGGUGGAAACUACGCAAGCACUUAAUGAGGAUCUGGAAAAGAAAAUCAAAGAGGUCAAGCAGGAGGACAAGGAAGCAAAGCAGAGAGGAGGCAGCGAUGCUACACAUAAUACAGUAGCUUCAAAAGGCAAAGGAAAGGGAAGGAAGAAAUGUGGGAUGGAUGUCCACGCAGACAGCUCCGUGCCCGUCCAACUGAAACCAGUGACUGUGGAGUUGAGAGUGGAGCUGGAGAAAUGGCAGUCUGCAUCUGAAGCUCACCAACUUCUGCUCCCACAACAAAACUCCUAAAGCAAAGUGACUGUUUUAUCUUAAAGCACGAUAAGCAGCUAAGCCAGGUUUCAGGCCUUUUGUCAGUUUGACCUACCGUCACUUACAGAUCCCUCCAAACUAGUCCUGGUUUUCAGGCUUGGGUUUAACCAGUAUUAAACUAUCCACUAGACCAAAUAAAAUAAAACCACUCUUUUCCUGCUGACUGUU